AUGGCCUCUUGUUCAAAGCGCGAUCCCACGAUGUCUUCAUCCAUGAACGAGGCUGAUCGGGUCGAGCAACUUCUCAAGGAGGAUGGGCUCACAACCUGGGGCUUCGGCAUCUUUCGUUGCACGACGUACCACAAUGCCGCGCUAGAGCGCGGCUCAGGAAGAAGUGAAUAUCAAAGAUGUGACGAAAGACAGCUGUGA
This is a messenger RNA of Penicillium brevicompactum, 198 nucleotides long. RefSeq lists its product as uncharacterized. The transcript has a single exon. Bases 1 to 198 code for a protein of 65 amino acids. NCBI's taxonomy places the organism in Eukaryota, Fungi, Ascomycota, Eurotiomycetes, Eurotiales, Aspergillaceae. The record is from RefSeq and is a predicted model, not a curated record.